AUGUUCAAAGAGAUUAAAUAAGAAUUGGCUUAAAAGUAUAAGCAAUUAGAAAUUGAUCAAAUAGAAAUCAUGCAAAAACUAUAAAUUUAUAAGGAGUCUGCAUAAAAUAAAUAAUAUGUAGAUAACAAUUCAUUAUUGAUUGAUGAUAUUCAAAAUUCAUCUCUUCUCUUACUUUCCAAUACAUAAAGAGAUGUAACAGAUAAAACAAUUUCUGAUUUAAAAAAAGCAUUAGAGGAAUGUGAAAGAGACAGAGAGAAUAAAAUUCAAUAGAUUAACGAAUUAAAAAAAUUAAAUUAAAAAUUAUAUGAAGAAUUAAAUGUUUAAAAAAACAAUGUUAUAAAAUCAAAUAAACUUUUGAAUGAGAUUACAUAAUAAAAAGAGGAAUUAAUGAAUUAAAUAAAUAUGAUUAGAAAAAGAAAAUCAGUUGAUUCUACAUUUUAUUAAACAUCUAUUACUGAUAUAACAAAUCAAGAUAUAUCAAUUCAAAUGAAUAGAAAAAAAUCAAUGUCUUAAUAUGAUAAUGUUGAUUAAAAACAAUUCCAACUAUAUAAAAAGUUUACAGAAUGUGUUAAAGAUAUGAUAAUAAAAUUAUAACCAAAAUUAUAUGAAAGUAUUGAAAUAUUUGUAAUUAUUUUUAGAUUAAAAUGUUUCAUUAUCUGAUGCAUGGAAAUGGUUAAAGAUUAUUAUUAAUGAUUAUGUUCAAAUUGCAAAUACAAUAAAAUAAUUAAAAUAGAUACUUAAUGUUGAAUAGCCUUAUAUAGUUUUAGAGGUUUAAUAAUUAAUUAAUAUGAUUGUUUAUAAAUAAUGA
Paramecium primaurelia is the source of this 808-nucleotide messenger RNA. The record is from the annotation of a GenBank genome assembly. Lineage: Eukaryota; Ciliophora; Oligohymenophorea; Peniculida; Parameciidae.